Molecule: messenger RNA, 1143 nt
Organism: Pyricularia pennisetigena
Lineage: Eukaryota; Fungi; Ascomycota; Sordariomycetes; Magnaporthales; Pyriculariaceae
Exons: 1
Coding region: 1-1143 (380 amino acids)
Biological process (GO): carbohydrate derivative metabolic process
Molecular function (GO): carbohydrate derivative binding
Source: RefSeq, a predicted model, not a curated record
AUGCCAGAGAACACAAGUAGACACCACGGUCCGGUGCAGACCAGCGCUGUGUACCUGGUUGGCCAGCCGGCACAGCUCAUAGAGCGACCGCCUUCCCCACCAUCACCGCCGUCUCCGGGCCCCGCGCUAUGUCGUGGCGUCAAUUCGCUCAUCGAUGAGCUGCCCAGCAUGUCAUUGGAUGACCCCCGCGUAGGGCUACAUCCCAUAUCUUCCCAGACUACCGCCUCCACAACACACUUGCCAUCUCCAGUACCGUCACCCCCAAUCGACCUCGACAAGCUGAGGCCAGAAGGCCACACAGUCACGGCUCCACCCUCCCCUUCAUCACGACCCGCUGAUGACGACCACGAAGGAUGGAGUUCCCCAACGGCCGAUUCCGCGUUUGACCUGAUGGCUUCGGACCGUCUCGCCGGUGCUGUACAUGUCCUGAACGCUGAAGCGACCGCCUUGACAUCCCUGGCAACCAUGUAUAGCACCUCAGCGUCUGCCCGGAUGGCGUUUGAUAGCGCAGUGUCGGUCAUUGCCCGUAAUCAGGCAAGGUCGCCCACCGCUGACGGAGGCGGGACGUUGGUCAUGGUCGGUGUAGGCAAGUCCGGUCACAUCGCGCGCAAGUUGGCAGCCACGUUCAGCUCGCUGUCACUGCGUUCUUCAUUUAUGCACCCCACCGAGGCGCUGCACGGGGACUUAGGCCUAUUGCAUCCGGUUCGAGAUGCCGUUGUCUUGGUUAGCUUUAGCGGCAGGACGCCCGAGCUGCUAGGCCUGGUGCCGCACCUGCACCCGGGGCUCCCGGUUGUGGUAAUCACUGCGGCAUCGGAUGCGACUUGCGAGAUUGCAAGGGCAAUCCGGGCUAUGAGAGAGAAGCCCAUUAGCGAGGGCCAAUGGCUUUCAUCCCUGGAGGCUAGGCCGUCUCGCAUUGGAGAGGUUGUAGUGCUGCCAGCACCCAUACCGAUCUCUGAGGUUGCGACUCUUGGCAUCGCCGCCCCUACUGCCAGCACAACUGUCGCUUUAGCGCUCGGCGAUGCUCUUGCCGUGGUUGCGGCAAAGGAAAUCCAUGGCGGUACGGCGAAUACGGCUGCCAUGUUUUUGAGGAACCAUCCCGGCGGCGCCAUCGGCUCAUCUUUUGCCUCGGGGGUGUCCCGAUGA